Molecule: messenger RNA, 464 nt
Organism: Austrofundulus limnaeus
Lineage: Eukaryota; Metazoa; Chordata; Actinopteri; Cyprinodontiformes; Rivulidae
Product: myotubularin-related protein 1-like
Exons: 5
Coding region: 30-464 (144 amino acids)
Source: RefSeq, a predicted model, not a curated record
AACAAAACCUGUUUCCACUCGAUCGGCAGAUGGAGAGACUGACUGGAGCAGCAGAUACAGGGCAUGGAACCGAGCCARUCAGAAAGCCCUGGAGCUCCCAGACUGGAGCAUCCUCCACCGGGACCCAUUGUGAAAGCCAAGCAGGUUCUCAUGUGGAUUGGUGUAAACAACUGAUUGCAGCCACAUUAUCCAAUCAAAUGUCGCGACCCAUUUCAGCUGACCCUGUGAAUCGAGAAAAUAAGGUAUCCAAGAGACUGAACUCCAGGAGCCUUCAGGUUCUGGGAUAUGGGGCUGGGAUAAAGGUUUUACAGAACAAAGUACCUCUUCUUCCAGGAGAAACCAUCCAGAUUAAAGGUACUGUCUGCAUUUUCUGUCUGUCAAACCUACAGCAUUAUGCUUUUUUUUCAGCUCACAUGAAAAAGUCAAGUGGUGCCAUGGUGGCUCAGUUGGUGAAAGAUGGGUGA